This is a messenger RNA of Meriones unguiculatus (Mongolian gerbil), 1467 nucleotides long. It is a transcript of the gene Tomm7, whose product is annotated as translocase of outer mitochondrial membrane 7. Gene Ontology annotation, biological process: protein import into mitochondrial matrix. Gene Ontology annotation, cellular component: mitochondrial outer membrane translocase complex. Bases 100 to 351 code for a protein of 83 amino acids. The transcript has 3 exons. The record is from RefSeq and is a predicted model, not a curated record. Lineage: Eukaryota; Metazoa; Chordata; Mammalia; Rodentia; Muridae.
UGUGGCGCAUGCGCAGCGCACGCACAACGCCUCUCAGCUUUUCGGAAUCCGAACGCGGUCGUUGCUGAAUAGUCUCCAUUCCGCUGGUCGGUCGGCACCAUGGUGAAGCUGAGCAAAGAAGCCAAACAGAGGCUGCAGCAGCUCUUUAAGGGCGGCCAGUUUGCCAUCCGCUGGGGCUUUAUUCCUCUCGUGAUUUACCUGGGCUUUACGAGGGGUGCAGAUCCUGGAAUGCCUGAACCAUCAGUGUUAAGGGUUUCUCUACAUAGCUGUGGCUGUCCUGAAAUUGACUAUGUAGACAAGGCUGGGCUUGAACUCAGAGAUCUACCUGCUUCUGUCUUGAGUGCUGAUUAAAGGCAUGUACCAUCACUGCCCAGCUAGGCUUUGAACUUUUGAUCUUCUGCCUCUGCUUCCUGAGUGCUAAGCUAUAGUCUUAAUCCAUCCCACCCAGUUAAAACAUAAGUAAGACAAAUAUAUUAACUAAAAGAAUCAUUUCUAUUAUCUGUAUUAGACCAAGAAAGAUUGUCUUUUUUCUUUAUUUUGUGUUUUCACUCCAGUGAGAAAGAAAUCUUAAUAGGUGAAGAGUUUGUUUUAAUAUUGUAGUUGUAUGUAAAAAUCCUUGUAUUCAGUUAAUAUUUGAUAGAUAAUGGUAAAUUUAUGUUGUGUUUUGUAGGCAUAGAAAGGUCUAAAUGGCCUUUAAAAAUAAACCACAGAACCUCAUUGUCAUUAAGUCACAUUUUUAAUCAGAAUGAGUUAGACAUGAAAUUCUGUUGAUGCUUUAUGUAAUAAGAAUAUACGUUUUUUUUCUUUCUUGGAUCCUGGUGCCCCUCCUUCCCUUUAACAAAUGCUGUGGGAAUUUGUGCCCCUUUGUGAAUUAAGCAUUUUGGGUAAGAGUUAGCAAAAGUGGAAAUAGUGACUAAUUGUUUUCAGUGACGUGGGUAGGCUAAGGUCAAGGCCCUUAGGUCAUAUUUAUUCUCCCGAUUGUGUAGCCAUUUCCAUGUCAGAAUCGUGGUAGCUUAUAAACAGAAAUGGUAACUGCAAUGUGGACUUUCCACAGAAUCUCACUCAUAGAGAGUACUCAGGAAAGGGCUUUUUCUGUUCAUGCUUUAUGUAAUAGCAUUUUAUUUCAGUUCCCUGGUCCUUUUAGUUAAUGAGAAUCAUUGUUUAUCUUUUAAUUGACUUCCUUUUAGAUAGAAACUGAAAUUAUCCCUUUCUCAAGGUAAACCACAUUCAAAAGUAACAACUGUAUUUCUGUAUGUUUGUUCUUGUUUUGUUAUUUUUAAUUUGUCUACUGAUGGAUCCUUGUCCUCUAGUAACUGAGUUUAAAAGGGAAACACAAACAAAUGCCUAAGGCUUGGUUCUUCAGCUGUGUGUAGAAAGGUGUUUAAUUUAUUUAUUUUUUUCUCUUUAUAAAUGUUUUAGCCUACUGUGGGGAUGAAGGACUGUUUGGUCAUCUGGAUUUGGAAGAAU